Molecule: messenger RNA, 2310 nt
Organism: Podarcis raffonei (Aeolian wall lizard)
Lineage: Eukaryota; Metazoa; Chordata; Lepidosauria; Squamata; Lacertidae
Gene: REEP4
Product: receptor accessory protein 4
Exons: 7
Coding region: 658-1560 (300 amino acids)
Biological process (GO): endoplasmic reticulum tubular network organization
Cellular component (GO): endoplasmic reticulum membrane; endoplasmic reticulum tubular network; cytoplasmic microtubule
Molecular function (GO): microtubule binding
Source: RefSeq, a predicted model, not a curated record
GUGGAUUCAGAAUCAUAGAAUUGUAGAGUUGGAGGGGACCACCAGGGUCAUCUAUCCCAGCCCUCUACAAUGGUUGAUUGGUUGUGUAGAGCUCCUUCCUCAGAAAUGCUGUUGCCUUAUACUGAGUUGGACCAUUGGUCCAUCUUGUUCAGAAUUGACCGGCAGGGGAUUUCAGCAUCUUGGAGAAAGAUCUUUCCCAGCCUUCCCUGCAAAUGCUGGAGAAUGAACCUAGGCCCUUCUGUGCACAACCAGGUACUCUUCCACUGAGCUAUGGUAACCCUGAUCAAAUAUUCUCUGUUUCCAUAUAUGUUAUGGUGCCAACAAGAUGGUGGAAUGCUCUACACAACAUUCCUGCAGUUUUGAGUCAGGGGCUGGGGAGAUUCUUAGAUUUCAUGGGGGACGGAGCUGGACUUCCGGUCUUGGAGGCUCCUGGAGGGGCUUGAGUCUUAUGUCUCCAGCUGCCCUUUUGUUUACACCCAGCAGCCAAGGAAGGCCUGGCUGAGGAGCUUGUUGAGCCGGUCCCACCUCUCCUUGAGCAACCCAAGGCAUGUGUGUAGGAGGGAGAAGGCCCCAGAAAUAAUCCUUGAGAGUGCCUGAGCUGCUCAGUGCAGUCAGCUGCCUGCCUGGUGCUUGGAGGCCUCUUGCACCCUUCUUGCCAUGCCCCAGGGUCGGAAUAGCAUAUUCUCUGGGGCAGCCAUGGAGGCCGCGAAGGCCAAGGUGCAGCGCUAUGCGAAGCAGUGGUGCCUGUGGAUCCUAGCUGGAUUGUACCGGUGCUGGCCCGCCUUCUUGACGCCCCCUUUCCGUUACAGGCUGGUGCUUGGGAUGCUCUACCCUGCCUAUGCUUCCUACAAGGCUGUGAAAACGAAAAAUAUCCGGGAAUAUGUCCGCUGGAUGAUGUACUGGAUUGUGUUUGCCCUCUUCAUGGCCACAGAGACCCUCGCAGAUACUUUCAUUUCCUGGUUCCCCUUCUACUAUGAGAUCAAAAUGGGAUUUGUCAUAUGGCUGUUGUCUCCAUACACAAGGGGGGCUAGCUGGCUGUACCGCAAAUUUGUACAUCCCACAUUAUCCCACAAAGAAAAGGAAAUUGAUCAGCUCAUCCUUCAGGCCCAGGAGCGUGGCUACGAGACACUCCUGAGCUUUGGGAAGAAGAGCCUCAAUGUCGCAGCUACAGCUGCUGCCCAAGCUGCAGCAAAAAGUCAGGGGGCCCUGGCCGGGCAUUUGCGUAGCUUCAGCAUGCAGGACCUGCGUUCCAUCCCAGACACGGCACCUGUGCAUUACUCUGAUCCCCUGUACCUGGAGGAACAGGAGCUCCGCCGGAGGCCAAUAGGACACAGGGCAUCUCCUCAAGAGCUGGGCUCUGACAGCAACGAAGAGGACUGCUGGUCAGACUCUGAGCUCUCUGCUGGCGUAAGGGGCCACAGCAGGAAGCCUUUGCUUUCCAAGCCGCUGGCCAGGACCCAGAGCCUCCGCAUGGUGAAGAAGAAGUCGCCUGUCAAAGAGGGCUCGGCUCGGGUCCCGCGAAGUCGCCCCAGGAAGAAGGUGGCUGAUCCGAUCUGUUAGGCUUGUCUGCAGGGAAGCCUUGGUUGCGAAUGCUGGCACUUGGAACAGCUUGGGACAGCGAUGACUGCAGUGCUUCACAGCUUGGUUGUGGAGGGAGAUGGGUUUGAAACAUACCACGUCCUGGCAAUGUGAAGCCUUGUGUACCCUACAGCUACCACCCACACUGCAAGCUGGCUCUCAGGGCACCCUCCCCUCCUUGUCUCAAAGUGGUGCCUUGAUUGUGACUGCUGGCCACCUUCCUCUCUGUACAUGCUGCCUGUCAAAUAUCCUGCCCACAUGAUGUGCCUACAGGAAGGGGGGGUAUCUCUCUCUUUCCCUUUCACUACACAUGCCUUUUUUGACACAAGAAUACUGUGCCAUAAGCAGACUUGCCUUUUUAAAUGCCAGGGGUGGAAGAGCUGUUUGUUGGGGGAGUAUUAGACUCCAAGAAUCUGGGUACCAUUUUUCUUGUCCGGACGCUUGGCUGCUUUGAAGAUGGGUGCCCCAGAGUGAGCUUAGUGCACUUCUACAGCACUUGCACUUCGGAUUGGGGUGCUGUGGUGAGAUACCAAAGACAAAAGCAGCCUCUCUCCCCCCCACUUUCCUUGUAGCUGCUUACAUCUCAGGUUGUUUCUUCCGCUGAAGUUCCCCCUCUCCACCACCGGUGAAAACACUGACAUGUCUACUUGAACACUAUCACUAGCUAGGACCUUGACCUAAGUGCAUUUGUAAGUUUUGUAUAUUAAAUAAAUGCAUUUUUAUUAGACCUUA